Molecule: messenger RNA, 1578 nt
Organism: Melanaphis sacchari
Lineage: Eukaryota; Metazoa; Arthropoda; Insecta; Hemiptera; Aphididae
Product: ras-related and estrogen-regulated growth inhibitor
Exons: 5
Coding region: 267-914 (215 amino acids)
Molecular function (GO): GTPase activity; GTP binding
Source: RefSeq, a predicted model, not a curated record
CGUUGUCGCGAACGCGCGAGUCUGCAUUAUAAGUAUAACACUGGCGAUAAUAUUAUAACAUUUUAACACCCGCCAGACAUUUUCGGCCGUUCGGAAGACCGAAAUCCGUUGUGUUAAAAACGUAUAUUGAUCUCAAGUCGCACGCGUGAAGUGACGGUCAUAUUAUAUAAUUUGUAUGCAUAUACGUAAAUAUAUAAAGUACAUGUGCGCUCGUCUAUACAUGAUCUACACAUUAUUAUUAAAAUAAUAUUGUAUCGUACCGCGGAAUGUCGUCAAAUCCCAUCCGAGGAAUCCGGCGGAAAAAGUCAUCGCUGACCGAAGUGAAGAUAGCGGUUUUAGGGGCUCCCGGCGUCGGCAAAAGCGCAUUGACCGUGCGGUUUUUAACAAAGCGUUAUAUUGGCGAAUAUGAUCACCAAGCUGAAACGAGGUACAAGCAUGAAGUGAUGGUGGACAGUGAACCAAUUCUUUUUGAAAUACUAGACACCUGCCCAAAGAAUGACGAAGAAUUACCUUUAAAUGACGUUUACAAUUGGGCGGACGCACUUGUGCUAGUAUUCGCUAUAACAGAUAGACGAUCGUUCAAUUACGUGCGGCGUGUAAAACAAACUAUGUUGGACGCUUUUGAAAUGCCCGUAGCACUGGUAGCCAACAAGGCUGAUAUGGUUCAUCUCAGACAAGUCAGCACGGAAGAAGGUGAGAUAUUGGCGAAAGAUUUCGAAUGUUGUUUCACCGAGGUGGCGGCCGCGGAACAAGUGGGACAAAUCGCCGAGGUGUUCCUUGAAGUAUGCAGAGAGGUAUUGAGCGUUCGGCGGAAAAACAAACAAUCGUUACUAGACCGAAUGUUAGGUGGUAAGACGGCCGUUGUAAAGGCGUAUGCCCGUGGAAAAAGCGACAGCGCUUUGCCAAAAGAAUAAUGCAUUUGAUGAUGUCAGUAAAAUCUUCCGGAUAUAGAGUUACAACCGUAUGGUAUAUAAUAAAUAGUAUACCUAUUCACAUAGGUACAUGACUCAUGAUAUAAAAAAAAUAUUUAUUUUACCCUCAGAAAAUAUCUCGGUAAAUAGGCUAAAAAAAAUUUUAAAUUAUUUAUUUUCUAAACGUUUGAGAACACAUAGGUACUAUAUACAUUUUCUAUGAUUUCAGUAUCUGUUCUUGAAACUAGAAAAAAUUUAAUGAUAAAUAUUACUGGAUUAUCUUAAUAUAUAAUGUUUAAUUCGUGGAUAAAAGAGCUACUCUGUAUAUGAAAUAGUAUUAAUGUAUUGUACUAUUAUGGAUACGAUAAUAAAAUCUAUUAUGGUCAUAAUAAUGGUCAUGUAUACUAUAUACAUGAAUGCGAGCAACUUCGGAUUUCUGCACCGUCAACUGCAGAACUGCAACAUACUCAUAAUUCAAAUAUAGUAAAUAUACAUAUAUUUAAUAUAAUAUAUAUUACACGCAUACUGCAACUGGGUGCAGAUUAAUUUAAAACAAAACACUGAUCACUUAUAUUUUGUAUGUUUACAUACCUUUUGUAUACCUCAAGUACAUUUUUAUGUUUUCGUAAAAAUAAUAUGUUUUUUUUUUAAUUUAGCGUAUUUAUAA